Molecule: messenger RNA, 809 nt
Organism: Anopheles bellator
Lineage: Eukaryota; Metazoa; Arthropoda; Insecta; Diptera; Culicidae
Gene: RpS18
Product: small ribosomal subunit protein uS13
Exons: 2
Coding region: 64-522 (152 amino acids)
Biological process (GO): translation
Cellular component (GO): ribosome; cytosol; small ribosomal subunit
Molecular function (GO): RNA binding; structural constituent of ribosome
Source: RefSeq, a predicted model, not a curated record
UCCGGUGCAAAGUAGCCGAUUGCAGUAGACACAUUUUGCCCUGCUGGACAAAACUGAUUGAAAAUGUCUCUCGUAAUUCCAGAAAAGUUCCAACACAUUCUCCGUGUGCUCAGCACCAACAUCGACGGCAAGCGCACGGUACCGAUUGCGCUGACCGCAAUCAAGGGUGUCGGCAGGCGCUAUGCCCAUGUCGUGCUGAAGAAGGCCGAUGUCGAUCCGUUCAAGCGCGCCGGUGAGUGCUCGGAUGAGGAGGUGGAGAAAAUCAUCACCAUCAUCUCCAACCCGCGCCACUACAAAAUUCCGGACUGGUUCUUGAACAGGCAGAAGGAUAUCGUCGACGGCAAGUACAUGCAACUGACGUCGUCCAACAUCGACUCGAAGCUGCGUGAAGAUUUGGAGCGACUGAAGCGCAUCCACGCACAUCGUGGUAUGCGUCACCACUGGGGUCUGCGUGUCCGCGGCCAGCACACGAAGACCACUGGCCGUCGUGGACGCACCGUCGGUGUGUCGAAGAAGAAGUAAGCGGCUAUCCGACGGGGUGGUCCUAUGGCGUGUGCCGUUAUGGUUCUUUCCAACAAUGCUGGACGCAAUUGGCUCUUUUCGGGAAUGUGUUUUGGGCACACCCGGAAAUAUGCGGACAGAGAAGAAAAAGCAUUGGAGCUCGCUUGGAGAAAAACUACAACACACUCAGAGGAAACUGUCGUGGGAACGGAGGAAGUGUAUUUAAACAAAAGGACCCUUUAUUGUGCAUUCGAGUGAUGAGUGAUGCGCAGAACUAUGCAAUAAAUGGUUCUUAAUGAAAACCUAAA